AUGGGGUCUGCCGGCAUUCUUGCAGUCUGCCAGGCUUUUGGCCGUCUACUCCAGCGACGGAGGAAGCAGGGAGAGGAGAGCGGGGGAGCGGCGGCGGCGGAUUUGGGUUACAAGGGUCUGGGCUUGAUGCUGCUAGACUACAAUCUUGGUGAGAUCGGGAUGGUGAUCUCAACAAGUUUUCUUUUGGAACUUCCCAUUAUUCUAUCUCAUUUGAAUCCUUUCUAUAUGAAAUCGAAGGCUGAAGUAUCUCAAGUUGAGGAUAGCAUACGGAAAUUACAGCAGGAGAUAAACUCUGCCCAAUUAAAUGCUACAAGGUUAAAUGAGGAAGAAAGGAAAUUAUCCGAAGAACUACAGGGCAUUAUUAAAAACAUCGGUGACAUCGGAAAAGAGAUAGAAGAAGAUGGACGUAGGUUCAAUCAACUGAAAUGUCAAAUUGAUGAUCUACGCCGCCGCCAACAUGAUAAAGAUUCACUACCUUGUGUUGUUUGCUUUGAUGCAGCAACUGGCAGCGACUGCUGGUCCGUUGCAAUUGAUUAUGCAUUAGGGAGGUUAUUAGAUGCUUUCAUUGUCUCAUGUCAUAAGGAUUCACUCGUUUUACGAGAAUGUGCGAAAGAAGCGAACUACCGCAAUCUUCAAAUUAUUAUAUAUGACUUCGCAAAACCACGGGUUGAAAUUCCAGAUCAUUUGCUUCCUUCAACACCACACCCGACAGUACUUUCAGUUAUCCAUUCGGAAAAUCUUACUAUACUAAAUGUAUUAGUGGUUCAGAGGAUACGAAAUCUGAAGGAAGUAUAUGCUUCUGAUGGUUGCAAAAUGUUUUGUAGGGGUCCUGUUCAGACCACUAUUCCUCCAAAUGGGAACUGGAGAGCUGGUCGUUUGUGCACUUCUCUAGAAGAAAAAAUAACUGAAAUGGAGCAGGAAGCUACUGAAAUUAGGCAAAUAAACUCAGAGAGGUUGGAUCGCAAAAGGAAAUUAGUUGCUGAUCGAGAAAGCAUCGAUUUGGAAUUAAGACGUUUAAAGAAAAAAAGAGAAAAUGAGGAGUUGAAUCUGGAGCGUAAAAAGGCGCAGUUGGAUGAGACCAAGAAAAAUUCUAUUGACAAUAGUCAUGCUGCUGCUGUGGAUACCUCUGAGCUAGUAGCUGAAAUGAUGCAAGUGAAGGAAAACAUUGGGAACCAAGAAUUAGCUCUGCAGAAAAUUAAUUUGGAACUUACAGAUGCUUUGCAAGAAGAGAAUAAUAGAAGAGCUUCUUAUAAGGACUUUAUUGAGUCUGCAAAUGCUAGAAAUAUCUCUGCACUCUGCUUCCCUGUGCUUGCUGGUCCGUUCUCGUCGAAUGUCGAAGCUUAUCUGGACGCGUUCCAGGCCAGACUGGCGCAUGCAGGCCGCCUCUCGCCGGACCAGCAAGCUCAGCUCUUCACCGGCGGCCUUCCUGAUCAUAUCCGUGUGGAUGUCGAGCUCCACGAUCCGCGCGACUUGCAGCAGGCGAUGCGCUUAGCGCGCGCGUAUGAACGCCGGAACGGCCCACAACAGCUGGCUCUACCGGCACCACCGGCGCGCCCUAGGCGCCGUGCCUUGACCGCCGCCACGGCGUCGUCCUCAGCAUCAGCCGUGGAGUAUUUUGAAAAGGCUUCAACAAUUUGUGCCGAGAGUGAAGUGCAAGCUCUUGGGGGUGUCGAUGGAUCCAUAGAACAAUUAAGUGCUCGUAUUACUAAAUUAAAGCAGAAAGUUCAGCAAGAAAGCAGAAGAUAUACUGAAACCAUUGACGAUCUGAGAGCACUGCAUGACAAAAAGGGACAGAAGAUCCUGAGAAAACAACAAAUGUAUACAGGUUUUAGGGACAAAUUAAAUGCAUGUCAAAAGGCAUUGGACUUGCAAUGGAAGAAGUUCCAGAGAAAUACGGGUCUUUUGAAGCGUCAGCUAACGUGGCUGUUCAAUGAGCACCUGGGAAAGAAAGGUAUCAGUGGGCACAUCAAUGUAGACUAUAAGAACGAAGUUCUGUCUGUUGAGAAAGCACCAUUUAGGGCCAUGGAUGAGUUUGAUGUAUUCAUGGAUGCGGUGAGCCGCAAAAUAAGCUUAGGCACCCUAGUAGAAUUUGUUGUUGAACAAGGGUCUCAAUGGAUAUUUAUAACCCCUCAUGAUAUCAGCAUGGUGAAGGCUGGGGAUAGGAUCAAGAAGCAGCAAAUGGCCACCCCUCGUGGUUGA
Molecule: messenger RNA, 2199 nt
Organism: Miscanthus lutarioriparius
Lineage: Eukaryota; Viridiplantae; Streptophyta; Magnoliopsida; Poales; Poaceae
Source: the annotation of a GenBank genome assembly